AUGACGCUCGAGGCGAUCCGUUACCGGGCCGGAUCUCUGCAGAUUCUUAACCAGCUGCUCCUACCGCAUGAGACUGUGUUCGACGAGGUCCGCACGGUGCAGGACGGCUAUGAAGCGAUCAAGUCCAUGAAGGCAAGAAAUAUCACUCUCUCCGUCUUCUACCCCUCACGUUUCCUUUCCACGCUCACUCCGUGUCAUCUCCCCGUGUGUGUGUUGGUCUAGCAUAGUUAGCAGUGUUUCCACCAUAGCGUGUAGCUAUGUUGACUGCGGGUGUCUUUGUGUCAAACAGGGUCGAUCUUUUGUGUGAGCUGUGCACCCUGCUCUCCGUUCUGUCACAUAGCAUGUAUGUACGGCUGCAUGAACGGUGUGCAUGGGCAAAGGUCUUGUGGCCUGUGAUAGGCUAUUUGUUGAAGUCCAUGGCCUGUGUGUUUUGACCGGCCCUGCUAUUUCCACCGAUUGCUAUCGUCUGCAGCGCCGUAUUGCAUGGAAUACCGGCCCGGGUGUGGACGGUCGGGGCUGGCUCACACACACACAGUGUGACACUCGUUCGUUUUCAUCAGCCACCGGCCCGGUUUGGCUAUUUAACGUGAUCCUAAACGAGAAAAGGAUCCUAUUAUUUAUUUAACGUUAACACCGACAAAACCACCGUGACCGGUAUCCGCACCCACCCAUGAAAACGCCCCUUGCUCUUGCUCUCACGGUAAAGAUUGUCUAUGCAUUAUUAAUGACCGAUUCCCGGGGUUUUGUUCGCGCCUGCAGUCGUUGUUCUGCCGCUUGUUGUUUGGCGACGGCUUUUAUCACGAUUGGCUCUGAUGGGGAGAGGUGUUUUGUUGAUCUGUCAAAUAGACUGCUUCUCUUUCUUUAUAUUCGUCAUAAUAAACCUCCUUCCAUUGAUACAGACACCCUCUCUAUCUCUCUCUUUCUGUCUUUCUCUCUCUCCUCUUUACUCCCACACUCACACACACUGUGAGAUACUCUCCAUCUGAGCAUCAGUCCAACUUCAGACCUGUGACAGAAUGCCCCUUAAACAGGAUGAUGAUGUCAUGGUGAUAGUAAUAGUAGUCUCUCUGUGUCCCUGGGGAUGGAUGGAUGGAUGAUACCUAGCUAACGCUGAUCUCUCACACACUGGUGACAUCAUACACCACCUCACUGUCCUGCUGUGUGUUUAAAUAUAUAUUUGAGAUUCUUCAAAUAGCUGCCCUUUGCAUUGAUGACAGCUGUGCACACUCUUGGCAUUCUCUCAACCAGCUUCAUGAGGUAGUCACCUGGAAUGCAUUUCAAUUAACAGGUGUGCCUUCUUAAAACUUAAUUUGUCGAAUUUAUUUCCUUCUUAAUGUUUGAGCCAAUCAGUUGUGUUGUGACAAGGUAGGGGGGGGUAUACAGAAGAUAGCCCUAUUUGGUAGAAGACCAAGUCCAUAUUAUGGCAAGAACAGCUCAAAUAAGCAAAGAGAAAUGACAGUCCGUCAUUACUUUAAGACAUGAAUGUCAGUCAAUACGGAACAUUUCAAGAACUUUGAAAGUUUCUUCAAGUGCAGUCGCAAAAACCAUCAAGCGCUAUGAUGAAACUGCUUACAUUUACAUUUACAUAAUUUAGCAGACGCUCUUAUCCAGAGCCACUUACACUUUUUUUUUUUUUGGGAUGGGGUUAAGGGGGGGUAGAAGGAUGACUUUAUCCUAUCCCAGGUAUUCCUUAAAGAGGUGCGGUUUCAAGUGUCUCCGGAAGGUGGUGAGUGACUCCGCUGUCCUGGCGUCGUGGCACACCUGUUAAUUGAAAUGCAUUCCAGGUGACUACCUCAUGAAGCUGCUUCUCAAGAGGACCGCCACAGUAAUGGAAGACCCAGAGUUAGCUCUGCUGCAGAGGAUAAGUUCAUUAGUUACCAGCCUCAGAAAUUGCAGCCCAAAUAAGUGCUUCACAGAGUUCAAGUCAGACACAUCUCAACAUCAACUGUUCAGAGGGGACUGUGUGAAUCAGGGCUUCAUGGUUGAAUUGCUGCAAAGAAACCACUACUAAAGGACACCAAUAAGAAGAAGAGACCUGCUUGUGCCAAGAAACACGAGCAAUGGACUUUAGACCUGUGGAAAUGUGUCGUUUGGUCUGGAGUCCAAAUUGGAGAUUUUUGGUUCCAACCGCCGUGUCUUUGUGAGACGCGGUGUGGGUGAACGGAUGAUCUCUGCAUGUGUAGUUCCCACCGUAAAGCAUGGAGGAGGAGGUGUUAUGGUGUGGGGUCUUAACCAGCAAGGCUACCACAGCAUUCUGCAGCGAUACGCCAUCCCAUCUGGUUUGGGCUUAGUGGGACUAUCAUUUGUUUUUCAACAGGACAAUGACCCAACACACCUCCAGGCUCUGUAAGGGCUAUUUUACCAAGGAGAGUGAUGGAGUGCUGCAUCAGAUGACCUGGCCUCCACAAUCCCCCGACCUCAACCCAAUUGAGAUGGUUUGGGAUGAGUCGGACCGCAGAGUGAAGGAAAACAGCCAACAAGUGCUCAGCAUAUGUGGGAACUCCUUCAAGACUGUUGGAAAAGCAUUCCAGGUGAAGCUGGUUGAGAGAAUGCCAAGAGUGUGCAAAGCUGCCAUCAAGGCAAAGGGUGGCUAUUUGAAGAAUCUCAAAAAUAUUUAGAUUUGUUUAACACUUUUUUGGCUACUACAUGAUUCCAUAUGUGUUAUUUCAUCGUUUUAUGAAAAUAGUAAAAAAUAAACCCUUGAAUGAGUAGGUGUGUCCAAACUUUUGACUGGUAGUGUGUGUGUGUGUGUGUGUGUGUGUAUAUAUGACCAAACACACAUCACAACUAGAGAGACCACUACAUAAAGAGAGACCUAAGAUGACAACAUAGCAAGGUAGCAACCCAACACGACAACAACAUGGUAGCAAACACACCAUGGCUGUAGCACAACAUGGUAGCAGCACAAGACAUGGUACAAACAUUAUUGGGCACAGACAACAGCACAAAGGGCAAGAAGGUAGAGACUAUCGCCCUGCUUUGUGUGUGUCUGCAUAUAGUCAUGUCAGGUAUCGCCUCAUACAGUCAUGUCAGGUAUCGCCUCAUACAGUCAUGUCAGGUGUCGCCUCAUACAGUCAUGUCAGGUGUCGCCUCAUACAGUCAUGUCAGGUUUCGCCUCAUACAGUCAUGUCAGGUGUCGCCUCAUACAGUCAUGUCAGGUAUCGCCUCAUACGUCAUGUCAGGUAUCGCCUCAUACGGUCAUGUCAGGUAUCGCCUCAUACAGUCAUGUCAGGUAUCGCCUCAUACAGUCAUGUCAGGUUUCGCCUCAUACAGUCAUGUCAGGUUUCGCCUCAUACAGACAGCAGGAGUCCCUACACUCUUAGGAAUACCUCAUAAAUAGAUAGUAUCUAAUCCUUCUACCCACAAAAUAUAUAAAAUAAUAAUAAUAAAAAUAAUAAUAAACUAAAACAAAACAAAAUGGUAAAGUGGUUAUAUCCCACUGGCUAUCAUCAGGUGACUGCACCAAUUAGUAAGUGGCUCUGGAUAAGAGCGUCUGCUAAAUGAUGUAAAUGUGAUACUGCAUAGUUUCAGUCAUCCAUCUACCUGCAACUGCAAGACGACGUCUUCUGGACAGGAGAGAGUUGUAAGGAGGGACAGGGUCCCAACAGGACGAGGAGGGACAGGUGGAGACUGGUGUAUGAUAAAGACCAAUGAGAGAGUUGUAGAGGAGGGACAGGUGGAGACUGGUGUAUGAUAAAGACCAAUGAGAGAGUUGUAGAGGAGGGACAGGUGGAGACUGGUGUAUGAUAAAGACCAAUGAGAGAGUUGUAGAGGAGGGACAGGUGGAGACUGGUGUAUGAUAAAGACCAAUGAGAGAGUUGUAGAGGAGGGACAGGUGGAGACUGGUGUAUGAUAAAGACCAAUGAGAGCGUUGUAGAGGAGGGACAGGUGGAGACUGGUGUAUGAUAAAGACCAAUGAGAGCGUUUGAUAGACACACAGGUCCUCCUCCUCUGGUUUACCUGGAGGAUCACAAGAAAUGUUCAAAGGCUGAAUUCCAACAUUAUGUCUGGUUCCCUCUCCCUCCUUCCCUCUCUCCCUCCAGGUGCGGGGGGCUCCUGCAAUUGCCAUCGUAGGUUGUCUGAGCCUGGCAGUGGAGCUGCGCGCGGGCGCCGGGGGCAACGACCCCGUGACCUUCAUCCGGGAAUCUCUGUGUCACCUGACCUCUGCAAGACCCACGGCCGUCAACAUGGGCCGGGCCGCCCGAGAACUGAUGGAGUUUGCCGAGAACGAGAGCAUGGAGAAAAACCCAGAACAACUCACAGAGAGGUACGGAUGUAGGGAGAGAGAGAUGUAGGGAAGGAUGGGGGGGAGUAAUGAGAGAACUGAUGGAGUUGGCAGAGAGAGAGAGCAUGGAGGAAAAACCCAGAACAACUCAGUGGUAAAAGGGAAGAUGAUAGUGAAAGAUAACUGCUUUGUGACAGACACACACAUCAUCCAAUAACUCCCUCUCCUCUCAUCCCGCUCGUCCUGCAGUGUGAUUGGCUGGAUCGAGGAGAUGCUGGAGCGUGAUGUCAAUGACAACAAGAAGAUCGGUAACUACGGAGCUCAACACAUCCUGUCUGGUGUUCCCCGAGACUCUGUCACCAUCCUAACACACUGCAACACCGGCUCACUGGCCACUGCAGGAUACGGCACCGCCCUGGGUAAGAGAGAGAGAGAGAGAGAAAGAGAGUGUGUAUGUCUCCAUGCUCUGGUAGACUGAAGCGUAUGUAUUGUACAGAGACCAGGCCCUAUAACCAGUGUGUGUGUGUGUGUGUCUCCAGGUGUGGUGCGUUCCCUCCAUACUCUGGGUAGACUGAAGCGUAUGUAUUGUACAGAGACCAGGCCCUAUAACCAAGGGGCCAGACUGACAGCCUAUGAGGCCGUGGCUGAAGGGUUCCCUGCUACUCUCAUCACAGACAGCAUGGCUGCACUCACCAUGAGAGAGAAGAGCAUCACAGGUAUACACAGACUCGGUCUGCCUGUCUUCUGUCUGCCUGUCUUCUGUCUGCCUGUCUUCUGUCUGCCUGUCUGUCUGUCUGUCUUCCUCUCUUCUGUCUUUCCUUCCUCCUCCAAUAACUGUGGUCUGGUUUGCUGUUCUAUCAAUCUCUUAUCACUAUACUGUUAUUUUCUCUCUCUCUCUCUCCCCCCCUCUCUCUCUCUCCCCCUCUCCCCCCCCCCCCCCCCCCCUCUCUCAGCUGUGGUCGUCGGGGCCGACAGGGUGGUUGCUAACGGCGCCGCCACCAUCGCCGUCAGCCUGGCAUUCCGUCCAGGUCCGACGUUCUACCGCUGCCCGGCGCCCAGCACUCAGGACUGUGUCGUGGAGAGGCGGGCGGACAUUGCUGAGACGCCGCGAGGAACCACAGAUAACGGAGUACCAUGCGGGCCACCGAAGACAUGGGAUGUGUGGUAGUGCGUGUGCGUGCGAGCCAGCACGUCAUGUGACCUGAGUCUGGAGAGCAGGGCGACAUGGCAGACGAGAGAGACUGGCGAGAGAAGACGUGCAAGAGAGACAGUGGCAGAGGAGAACCGCAUGCAGAGACAGACAUGGAGCAGUGUGGCGGAGAGAGACAGAGCAGUGCAGGAGGGAGCAGACAGUGUGGAGGAGACAGCAGUGGAGCAGAGAGAGACAGUGGCAGAGAGAGAGAGAAACAGUGGAGAGAGAGAGAGACAGUGGCAGAGAGACAGAGAGACAGUGGCAGAGAGAGAGAGAGAGACAGUGGCAGAGAGAGAGAGAGACAGUGGCAGAGAGACAGAGAGACAGUGGCAGAGAGAGAGAGAGAGAGAGAGACAGUGGCAGAGAGACAGACAGUGGCAGAGAGAGAGAGAGAGACAGUGGCAGAGAGACAGACAGUGGCAGAGAGAGAGAGAGAGAGACCGUGGCAGAGAGACAGACAGUGGCAGAGAGAGAGAGAGAGAGACAGACAAUGGCAGAGAGAGACAGACAGUGGCAGAGAGAGACAGACAGUGGCAGGCAGGCAUAUAUUGAUAAAGAUACUAAUAGAGCUGGGGAGCGUGAUAGAGAUAUAACAGUAUAUUCCCUGGUAGAUCCAGACAGAGGGAACAGUGUAGUGUAUUCUCUGGAGUAUGUACCAGAGCUGAUUGACUUGUGACACGUCUCUCUAAUUAUACAACUAGAGGAGAAGAGGAGCUCUGUGACAUCACAGUAAUUAUAUUCUACUCUUCUUUAAUAGACCCACUGUUCCCUGGGGUGUUCCUGCUCGCUUUCCUUUUCCCUCCCUCUCCCUUUACCCCCUCACUCUACAAUUAUUUACCUUCCCUUCUUUAUCCUCUCCCCCUAACCCCCCUCCCCCUAAUUUAUCUUGCUCUCUGUCCCUUCCCCCAUCUCUCUCCCUCUCUAUAUACCCCCCCCCCCCCCCCCCCUCUCGUCUCCCCGUUCCCCCCGAUCUCUCGCUCUCCUCCUCUCAAGGUAUUGAUGUGUGGAACCCGGCGUUUGACGUGACCCCCCACCAGCUGAUAACGGGGGGCAUCAUCACAGAGCUGGGGGUGUUUCUGCCCUCGGAGCUGCAGGCAGCACUCACCGGCCGUCUCACUGCCCUGUAG
Coregonus sp. 'balchen' is the source of this 6544-nucleotide messenger RNA. Lineage: Eukaryota; Metazoa; Chordata; Actinopteri; Salmoniformes; Salmonidae. The record is from the annotation of a GenBank genome assembly.